UGGCGCCUGAUGCGACCCGGAACGUUUUGUGUUUCUUUUUUUUUGUUUGGCUAACUGUGUUUCUCGUUGUCUCGCUUUGAUAACUUAGAUUAUUAAUUACAAACAAAACAAACAAAACAAACAAACAUGGCGUCCACCGCGGCGGGAAAACAGCGGAUACCGAAAGUGGCGAAGGUGAAGAACAAAGCUCCCGCAGAGGUUCAGAUCACAGCCGAGCAGCUGCUGAGAGAAGCCAAAGAGAGGGAGCUCGAACUUCUGCCGCCGCCGCCCAAACAGAAGAUCACCGAUGAGGAGGAGCUGAACGAUUACAAACUCAAGAAGAGGAAGGGGUUUGAAGACAACAUCAGAAAGAAUCGAACUGUCAUCAGUAACUGGAUCAAAUACGCACAAUGGGAGGAAAGCCUGAAAGGAGAUCCAGAGGGCUCGUUCCAUAUACGAGCGAGCGCUGGACGUCGAUCACCGCAACAUCACGCUGUGGCUGAAGUACGCCGAGAUGGAGAUGAAGAGCCGGCAGGUGAACCACUCCCGCAACAUCUGGGACAGAGCCAUCACCAUCCUCCCACGAGUCAACCAGUUCUGGUACAAGUACACCUACAUGGAGGAGAUGCUGGGGAACGUCGCCGGCUGCAGGCAGGUGUUCGAGCGCUGGAUGGAGUGGGAGCCCGAUGAGCAGGCCUGGCACUCCUACAUCAACUUUGAGCUGCGCUACAAAGAAGUGGACAAAGGCCGCACCAUUUAUGAGCGAUUCGUCCUCGUUCACCCCGAAGUGAAGAACUGGAUCAAGUACGCUCGUUUCGAGGAGAAGCAUGGCUACAUCGCUCACAGCAGGAAGGUGUACGAGAGGUCGGUGGAGUUCUUCGGAGAGGACCACGUCAACGAAAACCUCUUCGUGGCCUUCGCCAAGUUUGAGGAGGUGCAGAAAGAGUUUGAACGUGUUCGGGUGAUCUACAAGUACGCUUUGGACAGGAUCCCUAAACACCAGGCACAGGAGCUCUUCAAGUUCUACACCAUGUUCGAGAAGAAGUUCGGAGACCGGAGAGGAAUCGAGGACGUCAUCGUCAGCAAACGGAGGUUCCAGUACGAGGAGGAAGUCAAGGCGAACCCUCACAACUACGACGCGUGGUUCGAUUACCUCCGUCUGGUGGAGAACGACGCCGACCCCGACACGGUCCGAGAGGUUUACGAGAGAGCCAUCGCCAACAUCCCCCCCAUCCAGGAGAAGAGACACUGGAAGAGAUACAUCUACCUGUGGAUCAACUACGCUCUGUACGAGGAGCUGGAGGUCAAGGAUCCAGAGAGAACGAGGCAGGUGUACCAGGCCUCUCUGGACCUCAUCCCACAUAAAAAGUUCACAUUCGCUAAGAUCUGGCUGCUCUACGCUCAGUUUGAGAUCCGGCAGAAGAACCUGCAGGGGGCCAGAAAGGUCAUGGGUACAGCGAUCGGGAAAUGCCCGAAGAACAAGCUGCUGAAGGGCUACAUCGAGCUGGAGCUGCAGCUGAGAGAGUUCGACCGCUGCAGGAAGCUCUACGAGAAAUACCUGGAGUUCAGCCCGGAGAACUGCACCACCUGGAUCAAGUUCUCUGAGCUGGAGACCAUCCUGGGGGACGUGGAGAGGGCCCGCGCCAUCUUUGAGCUCGCCAUCGGACAGCCGCGACUCGACAUGCCAGAGGUGCUGUGGAAGUCCUACAUCGACUUUGAGAUCGAGCAGGAGGACUUUGAAAACACCAGGAACCUUUACAAGAGGCUGCUGCAGAGAACCCAGCAUGUCAAGGUCUGGAUCAGCUACGCCAAGUUCGAGCUGUCCAUCGACAGCCCCGACCGGCUGCAGAAGUGCCGGCAGAUCUUCGAGGAGGCCAACAAGGGCAUGAGGAGCUGUGAGGAGAAGGAGGAGCGCCUGAUGCUGCUGGAGUCCUGGAGGGACUUUGAGAGGGAGUUUGGCUCUGAGAGCUCCAUGGAGAGAGUGAGGAAGCUGCUGCCAGACAAAGUGAAGAAGAGGAGGAAGCUGACGGCCGAGGACGGGUCGGACGCCGGCUGGGAGGAGUACUACGACUACAUCUUCCCAGAGGACGCCGCCAACCAGCCCAACCUCAAACUGCUGGCCAUGGCCAAGAUGUGGAAGAGGAAGCAGAUGGUGGAGGACGACGACGACGACAACGAGAAGGAUGAAGACGGCAACGAGAGAGACAACGGCAACUAUAAUGGCAAUGACGACGACGGCAACGAGAAGGACGAUGACGGCAACGAGAAGGACGAUGACGGCAACGAGAAGGACAACGGCAACGAGAAGGACAACGGCAACGAAGACGACAAAGGUCCAGAAAAAUCUCCCGAGGCGACCAAAGAGACGUCGUCGUCCUCAGAGGAACCUGCAGCUCCUCCUGAGAAACAGCCGGAGAAAGCAUCGGACAGAAACGCUGAGAAGGAAACAGAAAAGGAGAAGAAGUACGACGAUCGAGAUGAUGAUGAAAGCAGCAGCAGCAGCAGCAGCAGUGAGAGUGACAGUAGUAGUAGUAGUGAUGAUGAUGAUGAUAAGAAGAAGAAGGAGAAAGAGAGUAAGAGCGUAGACGGAGAUAAAGAGUAGAU
Anoplopoma fimbria (sablefish) is the source of this 2583-nucleotide messenger RNA. It is a transcript of the gene crnkl1, whose product is annotated as crooked neck pre-mRNA splicing factor 1. Gene Ontology annotation, molecular function: protein binding. NCBI's taxonomy places the organism in Eukaryota, Metazoa, Chordata, Actinopteri, Perciformes, Anoplopomatidae. The transcript is spliced from 14 exons. Gene Ontology annotation, cellular component: Prp19 complex; precatalytic spliceosome; U2-type catalytic step 2 spliceosome. Gene Ontology annotation, biological process: spliceosomal complex assembly; mRNA splicing, via spliceosome. The record is from RefSeq and is a predicted model, not a curated record. The coding region runs from base 494 to 2581 and encodes 695 amino acids.